UGGUUCUUGUCAACUACCUGUCAAAAACCAAAAACAGCAACACAUUUUGUACGGAUAAGGAAAGCAAAACAGAAAUUUUGUUUUCAGCUGACGUAUUUCAAUGCAAAUUGGGAAUUAUUUAAAAUCAGAGAACCAUAAUAAAAAUGUCGACUACUCACUGUGCCGUCGAAAACUGUCGUACAACAAUACUAAACAAAACUCCGGGUGUUUCAUUUCAUUCAUGUCCAACAAGUACUGAAAUGAGAAAACAAUGGCUGAGACUGUUAAAGAAUAAGUGUUCUGUUCUUGACUGGUAUAAAAGCCAAAUCUGUUCAAAACAUUUUGAACCCAAACAUUUUGAUAAUCAAGGAAGACUGAAGGAUAAUGCCAUUCCUACUCUUUUUUCUGCAGCCAGUACAUCAACACAGGCUAAUAAAAGUAAAUACACCAAGACCUACCCAGCAAAACCAUUGCAAAGCAAAGCUGGAAGGGCACAAGCACAGGAUGCAGCUCGGCCAGGGUUCCAGGCGCGUGCCUUAUGGAAUAACUCAAUAGACUCAUCUCCACGCCAUAUAACUGACAUACCCAGAUCGAAAGUGGACAGAUUAUUGAAAAAACGGACACAGGCCGAACUUACAAAUGACAUUAAGAAUACAAUGAACAAGUUAAAUGAGCCAUCUGAUUUAGAUAGUUAUGUAACUGAUGACCUAAGGUGCCGUAUUGAUGCACCAAAAGAGGCCCAACUAUGGCUCAUGAUCAAAAAACAAGAUCACUUGAAUAGCAGGCUUAUGGAACUAGUUGUUCAAACUAAAAAGCAUGUAGAAAUACUUCAGAAUAAUGCAGAACAAGGAAGGAAUGCUAAAAGGGAGAAUGAACAGACAAUUGAGUCUUUGAAAUAUGUAGUUAAGUGCCUUCAAGAGAAACAUGCUACCCUUGAAGAACAAAUUGAAAUUCUGACAGCUGUCGAAUCUAGAUAGGUUGAUAUAAUCACUACUCCUGUUAUAGUAUCCUGGACUGUACCCUAAUGAUUAUGAUAUUCAUUUGGAGGGCUGACCACCUCUCCUAAAGUAAUAUUAUUAUGUGUGUGAAAGGUUGACAGUGUACUAUGCAUUGUAGAGUGCUCUCAUAUAUUACUAGUAAUAUUACUUCCAAAAUGUGAAUAAGCCCCCAGGACCGAUGCUACCCCUUGACUGAAGUUUGAAACAAGAUUGCAAUUUUUUUAAAAGGGCAAAAGACACUCAUAAAGUAUUCCAGUACAGUAUACUAUUACAAAAGUCAGUGAUAAGAAUAGUUUUAUGUUUAAUAAGUGCACAUAAUCAUUUGAUUUUAUUUUUUGGGAAGAUGUGAUGAGUUUACAUGUUUCAUUUGAUUUGUGCAUUGAAUAGGAUUAAAACCUACUCAAGAAUGAUUGAGGUCUGAACUAUGUUUGCAGUUGUUUUGAUACAAAUAAAAGAGGUAAUUAAAAA
This is a messenger RNA of Trichoplusia ni (cabbage looper), 1445 nucleotides long. RefSeq lists its product as uncharacterized. The record is from RefSeq and is a predicted model, not a curated record. NCBI's taxonomy places the organism in Eukaryota, Metazoa, Arthropoda, Insecta, Lepidoptera, Noctuidae. The transcript has 4 exons. Gene Ontology annotation, molecular function: sequence-specific DNA binding. The coding region runs from base 144 to 956 and encodes 270 amino acids.